AUGGUGAAGGUGAAUAACGGAGUGAGUGUCAAGGUUUUAGUUCAAUGGGCUAACUUGAAGGCGGAGGAUGCAACUUGGGAAGAUUGGGGAUACCUCAAAAGCAAGUUCCCAGAAUUUGUGGAAGUCACAAAUAUUAUCCAUCUACAAGAUCAGAAAUUGAGUAUCAAAAAAGGAGACUAUGCUACAUCCAAAAGGACAGGAGAAGAGUUUGUUGUUGUGACUGUCAGCUUCAACAAAACUUUUGCUGGUGCCACUGUCAUCUACUGUGAUGAGGUGGCUGUAAUGGAGAGGGUUUCCAGUGAAGAAGUGUUACCAAAGGAUUUUCCACUAGGUUUUUGGUGUUUUGUGGCUGUGCAGAUAUUGGGCGAAAUGGGAGAAGAGAGAGAAGUAAUAUUCAGAGAUAUAAGACGAUAUUACUGUGAAUUUUGUGGGAUUUGCCGCUCCAAACAGUCCCUUAUCUCCUCUCAUAUCCUCUCCUAUCAUCAAGAUGAAAUGGAGAAGCGGAAAGAUGAGGCAAAUGAAGAUGCAAAGAUAAAGAAAUGUCCAAAACUGAAUAUUUGUGAAGAAUGUGGUGUGAGCUUUCAGAAGCCUGCUCAUUUGAAGCAGCAUAUGCAGAGUCAUUCACUCGAGAGGCUAUUUGUUUGCCAUAUAGAUGAUUGCCAGUCCAGCUACCGUAGAAAGGAUCACUUGACGAGACAUCUCUUGCAGCACCAAGGGAAGUUGUUUGAGUGUCCCGUUGAUGGUUGCAAACGCUCAUUUAGUAUUCAAGGCAACAUGACUCGGCAUGUCAAAGAGAUGCAUGACCACUGUGCCUCCCCUGAGGCCAAUCUUCCAAAGCACUAUGUCUGUUCAGAACCUGGUUGUGGGAAGGUGUUUAAAUUUGCAUCCAAAUUAAAGAAACAUGAGGAUUCUCAUGUUAAGUUGGAGACGAUGGAGGCACUUUGUUUAGAGCCAGGCUGUAUGAAACAUUUCACAAAUGAGAAAUGCCUCAAGGAACACAUAGAGAGUUGCCACCAGCAUAUUGUGUGUGAAAUAUGUGGAACCAAGCAAUUGAAGAAGAAUAUUAAGCGGCAUCUCCGGACGCAUGAAGAAGAGUCUACAUCGGAAAGAAUAAAAUGUGAAUUCCAGGAUUGUCAGCACACUUUCUCCACUAAAUCAAAUCUUAUUAAGCACGUCAAAGCUGUGCACUUGGGGGAUAAACCAUUCUCAUGUAGCAUUGUUGGUUGUGAUAUGAAAUUUGCCUUCAAGCAUGUGAGAGAUAGACAUGAAAAGUCUGGCUGCCAUGUUUAUACUCCUGGUGAUUUCAUAGAGGCUGACGAGCAAUUCCGUUCCAGACCCAGAGGUGGUAGGAAGAGGAAGCUUCCUGUUUUCGAGGCAAUUAUGCGGAAAAGGAUAACACCACCCUGCGGUACAGAUCCUGUGUUCUAUCAAGGAUCAGAAUAUCUCUCAUGGUUACUCUCAGCAGAAUCAGAUGAAGAGCUGUGAGUCUAUCUUUGGCCAGAUGCUGUGUCAAAUCAUGGGCCAGAAAUCUCAUGAUUCUUCUCAGUUGAAUCGGAGGAUGAACUCUGAUCGUCUCCUGGACAGCUUCUUGGCAGAUAGCUAGUGUAUAUGCUGUCCAUAAGUUUUUACUAGAAAAAAGUAUACGCUGUCCAUAAGUUAAAUUUUACCUACACAUUUGGUUAGCUCUUGGCAUAGAUUUGGCUACUAAGCCUUCCAAAUAGUUCUCCACAGUGCAAUAAUACUAGUAUUCAGUUGUCAUUCACUGCAACUACUUUACGAAGGAAAAAUGUUAAUGUCCUUAACAGUAUACACAAUAUGGAGAGCCAUCUCUUCCGCUUUGGAA
Messenger RNA from Nicotiana tabacum (common tobacco), 1843 nucleotides. Lineage: Eukaryota; Viridiplantae; Streptophyta; Magnoliopsida; Solanales; Solanaceae. The record is from RefSeq and is a predicted model, not a curated record.